UGCGUGUAGCGUAAGCCGGAAGUGGUCAUCAAGGAGCUAGCAGUAGCUAUUGGCCGUUGAAAAAGCUAAAAGCUAACAGUUUUCCAACCGCUGUAAAUCACGAAGACGAAGAAUAAGAGAACCGUUUCCUCUCAGCACUUAUUUUAGCACUUCACUUAUUUCAGAUAUUGAAAAGAGAGUUCUUCGCAGUGAUUCAUAUAAGUCAUGGCUGCUGAUUGGCUAGGUAGUUUAGUGUCAAUCAACUGUGGGCCAACGCUGGGAGUCUAUCAAGGAGAGGUUGUGUCUGUAGACCAGUCCAGCCAAACCAUCGCCUUAAGACAACCUUUCCAUAAUGGAGUCAAGUGCCCCGUUCCCGAGGUCACAUUUAGUGCCAUUGACAUAAAGGAACUAAAGAUAUUAGACAUCAGAAACGGCAAUGCCAAGAACGGCUCUUUUGCAUCUGCAAAAAUAAGCAGUGCCCCAGUUGCAGUCCCAAAGGGUGACCCCAGGUCUGUGGAGAAACUGAACUCACCUCAGCACUGCUCAAAAAGCCAUGGCGAACGUCACCUGGAUGUACCAGGCCAGCCAAAAGGAUUUCGACGAAGACACAACUCCUGGUCAUCUAGUAGUCGUGGGGGAAACCAAGUGACUCCUAAAAAGAAUGGGGUGAAAAAUGGUCAGAAGUACAGAGACGAUGAGUGUUUCGGAGAUGGCAUGGAUGACGGGCUGGAUACAGACUUUGAUUUUGAGGGAAACUUGGCUCUCUUUGACAAAGCAGCAGUUUUCUCAGAAAUCGACACAACUGAGCGCCGAAAUGGUGCAAGGUCACGUGGGACACCUCAAGAGCAGACACCCUCGAGGUAUCGUCAUGAUGAAAACAUUCUGGAGGCCAAACCUAUUGUGUACAGGCAGAUCACUGUACCACAGCCUGGGGCUAAAGAGUACUGCACUGACUCUGGGCUUGUUGUACCAAGUAUAACAUAUGAACUACACAAGCGUCUUCUGUCAGUCGCUGAGCGUUAUGGUCUCUCACUGGAGCGAAGACUGGAGAUGACUGGAGUGUGUGCAAGUCAGAUGGCACUUACAUUGCUUGGUGGGCCCAACCGAUUUACGCCAAAAAAUCUACACCAGCGUCCCACAGUGGCUCUGCUGUGUGGCCCACAUGUUCAGGGAGCUCAGGGCAUCAGCUGUGGUCGUCAUCUGGCCAAUCAUGAAGUGGAAGUCGUCUUGUUUCUCCCAAACUUUGUCAAGAUGCUUGACUCGGUGACCAGUGAGCUCUCACUCUUUAACAAAACUGGUGGCAAACAGGUGUCAAGUAUCAAAGACCUCCCAGACACCCCGGUGGACCUAAUCAUUAACUGUCUGGACUGCCACGAGAACACAUUCCUGAUGGAUCAGCCUUGGUACAGAGCAGCUGCAGAUUGGGCCAACCAGAACCGAGCACCAGUGCUCAGCUUAGACCCUCCUGGUAGUGGACAGAAGCAGGCAGUUGAAGCCAAAUGGUCCCUCUCUCUCUGCCUCCCCCUUCCUCUUGGGGAAGGGGCUGGCAGUGUUUACCUGUGUGACAUUGGUGUUCCUCGCCAGGUGUUCCAGGAAAUGGGAAUAAAAUACCAUUCUCCUUUUGGCUGCAAAUUUGUCAUCCCCUUGCACUCUGCAUAAUGAGACUAAUGUCCAACAUGACAGAUUGAAUCGUUCACCCUCCAUGACCAUGUGGGUUUUGGCGCCUUACUGUAUAUUCCAGAGCUUCAGCAUUUUUUCAGUUCAUCCAUUCAGUUUCUAACCCUUUGUCAUGUGAAUGGGACUUUUCCCCUCUUACUGGUGGACCACUGAGUAGCGCAUUAGUCCUGUAUGGAUUAAGAGGCAUGUUUGUGAUAGAACAGAGCUUUAUUGACCAUCACAGGCUUCACCAUUUAUGUAGAUCCAUUGUGUUUACAUCAUGUUACAAUAUGAUAUUAAAAGAUACUCGUGAGAGAGGUUUACAGAAAUAUAAUUUAGGUAUUAAAAAUUAUAAUACAUAGAGUUUAGUUUUAAGCUGAAUGAGACAAUCUGACCUUAAAUGGAAAAUGUCUGAACAUCUCUGUAAUCUCACCUUAUUCCAGAGCCUUGAAAAGAUCCAAUAUAUACAUGCAAAUGCAAUAUUAUCACAUUUAUAUAAAUGUGAGAACAAAUUCCAGCUCUUUCUCCUGUUGUUAUUGGUAAUGGCUUAACUCACAGCCGGCCAAACCCUGCAGAACUCAUUUAUAGUUGUCUAUUGUUUCUGUAGGAUAGAAAUGCCAUCCAACCAAAUGUUGAAUAUUUGGCACUGAUGUGAGAAAUGCUUUGUUUUCAAACUGAGCCAGUGUUGAAACGGGCAGCUACUGGAGAGGAUCCAGAUACCAGAGGUUGUAUUUGUCCAUGAUAGAUUGUGAUAGUAAUUACAUUGUGAUAACAAGGGCUAUGAUAAGAUGAAUUUAAAUCCAUUUGAAGAAUCUUGCCUUCAGUGGAAAAAAAAAAGUUGCGCAAACUGAGGUUAAUACAGUUCAUAACGGAAGUCAUGACGUCAUGUCAGGACUUGCUUCUACAAAACAAGGCAAUCUCCAGUUCUGCAGAUCGUUCUGCAGAUCGUUCAGCUGUUGUACUGAAAGCUGAGGCAUGUUUCCUGUGUUUUAUUUUUUUAUCACAUCCACCACUGAAAACGGAAUCCUUCAAAUAACAAAGAAAAUUUUUUUGGAGCAAAGAAAAACUUAAGUUUUAAUGUAAAAACUACAAGAGUGUUAGGGAUUUUCAUCACCUUUUUUCCUGUGGUAUCCAUUAAAGUAAUAGAGAGGAGCUGAUGAAAAAUGCUGCCACAAACAAAUAUUGAACAAAAAUGAAAUCAGAUUUUAAAGUACUGUCAUUCUUGUCCAACCCGUGAAAAAUGCCUUACCACAAAGAACUUAGCAAAGCUCAGUCUUCACAUGUAAGUUUAGUGACAAGCAUAAAUGUGAUCUUGAAUGAGGUCAUCAUGUGGAACAGAUUUUGUCUGUUCUGGUUUCAUUUAGACUCUGUUGCAUUAGAUUAAGAACCAUACCGGAGUGUUUGAGAGUUUUGGGCUCAUUAUGCUCAAAUGUGUAUUUAAUCCUGGUGUUGAUCUUUCUUUAAGGCAUGCCAGCGUUUUGUCAUAUUUGAACAAUUUUCUUUCCCUCUAGGUUUUCAAUUAUUACAUUGUCGUAGAAUAAAUGUGCAGUGAAAAUCACAACAGCAGUAGUUUGUUAAUCCCAGGUUUCAAAGUCACUGUAUUACAUUGAAUGGGAGCAAACUUGAUGGACAUGUAGUCCAUUCUCUUAAAACCACUGGUAUGGUCCUUCUUAAGUGUCAAACAAACAUGUUUGAAUGUCAACUUUUUUUUUUUUAAUUUUGUGAUCAAGCUAAUGUCUGUUUACAAAACUUGUAUUGUCAGAUUAUAGAUACUCUGUAUAGAAUUCCUUUGCAUUGAUCAUCUGCACUGAGCACCCUCUUUAAUCCAUUUAGAUUGGGUCUUGAUUAUGCAUUAAGCCUGUUUGUGUCCUCGACCACAGGACACUUAAACAUAGACUGUGAAUCUAACUCAAGAAAAGCUGCUUGUUUUGAAGGUAUGGGGGAUGUCUGCAUUGUUACUGCCUGUAUAUAAUGUGACAAGAGAAGUUGCAGUUGUGUUAGACGCACUAAUCUUUAAAAGAUGUGCACAUUGAGCACAUAACAGGUCCUUGGAUCCUGUAUCUUUGUGGUCAGUAACAGGUUACAAAUUGUCAUCUUAGCUAUGGCAUAACAUGUAAACCUGUCAACACACAUUUGUUUAAGUGUUGAAAAUCACUGUCAUGCAUGCAGGUUUUGUCCCUUCUCCAACAUUCCUACGGCCUGAUGUGUAAUGUCUCAGCUGUUGAGACAAGUCUGGCCUGCAAACAUGAGCCAGCGUCACUGAAUGUGAAGGAAAGAGGAUUCUUGUUUUUCUUUGGCCACCAGGGGGCCGUGAAGUCACACUCAAUUAGGCUCUUCCUUACUUUGCUGUUAUGUCAGCUUUCACAUACCUAACAGUUUUCUUCACAGAGGUGUGAGUUCAUUAAUGCGAACAGUCAGAAACAAUGAAGUGAUCCUGCUUGCCACAGACACACUUCAGUUCCAUUAAAGUUGUUAAAACGCAGGUUAUUCAUACAAGUUUACAUGUUGAAUAUUCUGAGAUCUGCACCAAUGAGAAGUCAGUUAGCAAUUCAGGGGCGUGCGUGUGGGAGGUUUUGUCUAGACAGCACAACUGUUUUCCUUUUGGGAGCAAAGUUCACUGUUAAGAUAAAAAAAAAAUCCUGUGCAGUCCUCUUGUGUCAAAUCUGCAGAAUUAAACAAUGAAAAAUAAUAAA
This is a messenger RNA of Notolabrus celidotus (New Zealand spotty), 4328 nucleotides long. It is a transcript of the gene edc3, whose product is annotated as enhancer of mRNA decapping 3 homolog (S. cerevisiae). The transcript is spliced from 7 exons. Gene Ontology annotation, molecular function: mRNA binding. The record is from RefSeq and is a predicted model, not a curated record. NCBI's taxonomy places the organism in Eukaryota, Metazoa, Chordata, Actinopteri, Labriformes, Labridae. The coding region runs from base 205 to 1638 and encodes 477 amino acids. Gene Ontology annotation, cellular component: P-body. Gene Ontology annotation, biological process: deadenylation-independent decapping of nuclear-transcribed mRNA; P-body assembly.